AUGAGCCUUCCGCCACUGGCACCCUUGCCACCUGCCAACAUUCGCCUCAGCUUGGGACCUGAGGAGUGGGAAGCAUGUUUAGAGGCGUGGCUGACAUUAUCUGAACUCACGCUACGAUUGCCUGCUUCAGACUUCAGCACUGCGGCCAGCGAAAAGGGCAGCUUACCUGCCUUCCUCACAUCGUUCUACCAAGAAGUUGCACACCUCCCGCCAGGUGACACCACCUUCAGCAGCUCGAAAGCCGUUCGGCUUCGCAAGCUCGCAUUCAGGUUGUCAUCUCGUGCUCUGACAGAGCCAUCUUCCACUUCACCUACUCUACUGAGCUGGACUUUCCUGGCCGACUUCUGUCAUGUUCAUCUCAAGAGUUCCGCACUACGGCAGCAGCUCAAUGCAUUGUGGAAGGCCAAGUCCGAGCUUCUCACACCAGUCAUACGGAAGACGAAAGACUCCUUAACCAAGCUGCUAGAGGCGAAGGAUGUUGCAGGUGCAAUGGGCUAUCUAUCGACACUGGCUCCUGUCUUGCAUGCCUCGGCGGACAUGGGAGCGUUCUUCAUGACCGGGUUUGACUUCCUGGACUCCUUGAUAUCGGCAUAUGCUCGAACACUGGACAAUGCACAAAAGAGGUCAAUAUCGACAGUCGCUUAUCUGGGCCUCCUUGCUCUUGUUCGUACCGAGGUACCUACAACAUCCGUUUUGUCUGAUCAUCUUUUCACGUUGCGAACGGCGGCAGACAAGUCCACGCCGCAGGCAUCGCUGCUGGCAGAUGUUGUCACCAAUACUGCACUGGUCGCGAGACUACGGCACGCAAUUAGUGGCAAAGCACCCGAGCGCUUAUCCAAACUCUUGGACACGCUUGUAACUUAUCGUUCUCUAAGCAUCGCACGACCCAGAAAGCAUGUGCACAGAAAGCAAAGCAAGGGCAAGGCAAGGCAGGCACAUCCGGAUGCCGAAUUCCACAUGCAUCGCAUGAGCCUGGUCACACAAAUGCAGGAUCUCUUUCCGGACCUUGGCUCUGGCUUUGUACUCAGAUUGUUGGACGAGUAUGAAGACAGUGUCGAGCAGGUCACUGCACAUCUACUAGACGAGUCUUUACCCGGGCAUCUGUCUGGUCUUGACAGGACAGAGCAGGCUCCAGUCUAUGAUACGGAGCCGCAGUCAAAGAUCGAUCAUCUGGCACCAAGAUCGACGCCACCCCCUAAAGAUCACUACAUACCUGAGCGCAGGAACGUGUUUGACGAUGACGAACUUGACAGACUGGACUUUGACACGAAACGACUCAGAAUCGGCAAGCAGAGGAUGAGUACUGCGCAAGAAGAUCAGCCAAAUAAAGCUGCAAUUCUAUCUGCUCUGGCAGCAUUCGAUUCCGAUGACGACGAGCGGGACGACACGUACGAUGUCGAAGAUGUCGGUGGCACUGUUGAUACCGCUCAUCCUGAUGGCGAACCAGGUCCGGCGGCACGAGUCACAAACGAAGAGAAUGACAUGGCGCUUUUCAAAGUCUACAAGUCAUCGCCGGAGCUAUUUGGCCGCACUUUCGACGUCAGAAAGGGACAACCACGACAAGCGCUAAAGUCACAGACAGGAAUGACAGACGAAGCGAUUGAAGGCUGGGCCAUAAUGCUGCAGCGUGAUCCCAGGAGAGCCAAGCGAUUGGAAGCGCAAGCAGGAGGCUACGACGGGCGGCAAACAGAGCUCGCUAGGACAUCGUAUCGUGAGAGUCCGGGAAAUACAGAAACAGAAGAUUCGGACGCGCCUGGCGGAAGGGGUGGAUUCCGUGGUCGUGGCAGAGGUCGUGGCGGUAGAGGUCGCGGACGAGGCGGGAACGUUGCUGGACCCUCGGGUGAAGCAAGUACAGUUCAAGCUCAAAGACGGAAAGAGGCGAACAAGAGCAGCAGAGCGAAUCACAACCGGCGCGAUGGGAGAGCCAAGAAAAUGGCACGCGGUGGAUUUCCAGGGUGA
Molecule: messenger RNA, 1959 nt
Organism: Fulvia fulva
Lineage: Eukaryota; Fungi; Ascomycota; Dothideomycetes; Mycosphaerellales; Mycosphaerellaceae
Product: CUE domain-containing protein 3
Exons: 1
Coding region: 1-1959 (652 amino acids)
Molecular function (GO): ubiquitin binding
Source: RefSeq, a predicted model, not a curated record